AUGAGUUCUUCUUCUGGUCAAAGCAGUAGCUAUGAUCUCUCUUUCAAGAUCUUGUUGAUUGGUGAUUCUGCUGUGGGAAAAAGUAGCUUAAUUGUUAGCUUCAUCUCCGGCUCUGUUGAAGAUAUUGCUCCCACAAUUGGUGUUGAUUUUAAGAUCAAGCUUCUCACAGUAGGUGACAAGAGAUUGAAAUUAACUAUUUGGGACACUGCUGGACAGGAAAGAUUCAGAACGCUAACAAGUUCUUACUAUAGAGGAGCGCAAGGAAUUAUUCUCGCUUAUGAUGUAACAAGAAGAGAAACAUUUACAAACUUAUCAGAGGUUUGGUCCAAAGAAGUGGAACUCUAUUCAACUAACCAGGACUGUGUGAAGAUGCUAGUUGGAAAUAAAGUUGAUAGGGAAUCUGAACGGGCUGUGAGCACAGAAGAGGGCUUAGCACUUGCAAAAGAAUUUGGAUGCUUGUUUUUCGAAUGCAGUGCCAAAACUCGAGAAAAUGUAGACAAGUGCUUUGAGGAACUUACACAAAAGAUAAUGGAAGUUCCUAGUCUAUUGGAAGAAGGAUCGACAUUAGUGAAAAGGAAUAUUUUAAAGCAAAGACAGGAACCACAGACAUCCCAAGAUGGUGGUUGUUGCUUCUAA
Lathyrus sativus (Indian pea) is the source of this 636-nucleotide messenger RNA. NCBI's taxonomy places the organism in Eukaryota, Viridiplantae, Streptophyta, Magnoliopsida, Fabales, Fabaceae. The record is from the annotation of a GenBank genome assembly.